Tarenaya hassleriana is the source of this 783-nucleotide messenger RNA. RefSeq lists its product as uncharacterized. Lineage: Eukaryota; Viridiplantae; Streptophyta; Magnoliopsida; Brassicales; Cleomaceae. The transcript has 4 exons. Bases 214 to 696 code for a protein of 160 amino acids. The record is from RefSeq and is a predicted model, not a curated record.
CACCCAUCUCUCUCUCUCUCUCUCUCUCUCUCUCUCUCUCUCUCUCUCUCUCUCUGGGAGCUUUAAAGAGGGAGGGACUGACUCAACUCCUUUGUCUCUCUGUGCCCAUAAGCCUAAAACCCCCACGCCUUCUCCCUCUUUUCACUCUCAAAGCCUCUGUGAAAAGCAACCGCAAAAAAAAAAAAAUAUCUUUCUCAGGAAACCACCUUCAUCAUGGACUACGUAGAUUACGGGGAGUACUGCAGGAGAGGGCACGUGCCGGCUUUUGGGAGCUGGGACUGGAACGACGCCGUUCCGUUCACACAGUGCUUCGAAACGGCACGUCAAACCAGCGUCCUCCGUUACGGCUACGCCGUUAAUCAAGAUCGCGAUCUCUACGUCGCCGGCGAUCUCUACGACGACCACCUCCUUGCCCCCGCCAUGAUCGUCGUCCCUCGCCGUCGGGCGAAGGUGGGGCAGGGGCCUCCACGCGUGAGAAGAGCUGCAACCAAAGAGCACAGCAACUUGAAGGCGGCGCGUGAGGCUGACGCUCCGACCACUUCCCCUACUCCGGCUGCGACGCGGAGGCCGGCGGCGAAGCCUGUGGACGAGGACCUGUACAAGAUCUCUCCUCAGCUUCUCAAAGCCAAAUCCAAAAGGGGGAAUGGCGGGUUUGGGUGCUUUUCAAUGUGUUUCUUGCCAACUCGAGUGUUAUGAAGAUGCAGCGCGUGAGAGAGAGAGAGAGAGAGAGAGAGAGAGAGAGAGAGAGAGAGAGAGAGAGAGGGAGGAUUUUAAUAUAAGAUG